AUGAACAUAUUUUUUCUAUUCAUUACUUUCAGUUUAUUCGUCAGUUAUUGCUCGAGUAAGCCAACAUCAUCAUUAGAUGAAGCGUGGAAAUUAUUUAAAAAACUUCAUAAUAAAGAAUAUAAUUCAAUUAAUGAUGAACAACUUCGGCGAGAUAUUUGGGAAGAAAAUGUUCGAAUGAUUCAAAAACAUAAUUUCGAAUCUGAUUUAGGUAUUCACACAUUUACAAUGAAAGUUAAUCAAUUUGCUGACCUUACAAACGAGGAAUUUGUUAAACAAAUGAAUCAAUUAAAAAUUAAUCCUGAAAAGAAGCCAAAUAAAAAAUUUCAUUUUUCAUCAAAUAUAAAUCUUCCAAAAUCCGUUGAUUGGCGUACAAAAGGAUAUGUUACACCCGUUAAAAACCAAGGACAAUGUGGAUCAUGUUGGGCUUUUUCUACAACUGGUACACUUGAAGGACAAAUUGCAAAAAAAACACAAAAACUUGUUACUUUAUCUGAACAACAGCUUGUUGAUUGUUCAACAGAUUAUGGAAAUAGCGGAUGUUGUGGAGGUCUAAUGGAUAAUUCAUAUAAAUAUCUGGAAGACAAUCAUGGAAUUGAUACGAAUGCAAGUUACCCUUAUGAAGCUAUUGAUGGAAAAUGUCGAUUUAACGUUAAAACUGUUGCAGCUGAUGUUACUAGUUAUGUUGAUAUAAAAGCCCAAUCAGAAGCCGAUCUUCAAGAUGCUAUUGCAACAAUUGGUCCAAUAGCAAUUGCUAUUGAUGCUAGUCAUACUUCAUUUCAGUUUUAUUCAGCGGGUGUUUAUUCGGAAAAAGAUUGUUCAUCAACAUCCUUAGAUUUUUCACUUUUGGCUGUUGGAUAUGGUACAACAACAGAUAAUCAAGAUUAUUAUAUUUUAAAAAAUCAAUGGUCAACACAAUGGGGUAUGGAAGGGUAUGUUUUCAUGGCAAGAAAUAAAAAUAAUCAAUGUGGUAUUGCAACAAUGGCUAGUUAUGCACUUAUUUAA
Molecule: messenger RNA, 1002 nt
Organism: Rotaria socialis
Lineage: Eukaryota; Metazoa; Rotifera; Eurotatoria; Philodinida; Philodinidae
Source: the annotation of a GenBank genome assembly